CCUGUCAUGCCAUGCUGCAUGCACGUUUUUGUACCGCUCGUUUCCAACGUUCAAAAUACCGUUUCAUAGCUUCAUGUUAUCGUGUUAUUCAGCGAAAUCUUCGUUCUUGACCAGGACUGCAGAGCAGUGAACAUGGUGCAGCUACUCUACACCACACUGGGAGAGGUAUUUGUGCAGAUGUAUAGUGAGCCGAGUGUUAUAGACGCAUGUUUCGAGACAUAGUUUCGCCACUUCGCACAUAAACUGUUGCAAUUGAAUUGUGUUGGCCAUGUCUCCUUCGUCAAUGGUUGGUCGCGUGUUUUUGGUUACUGGUGCUUCGGAUGGCAUCGGAAAGUAUACAGCGCUACGCUUGGCCCAGACGGGGGCUACCGUACUGAUGCACGGCCGCAAGACCAACAAACUCCCGCAAGCCGUGAACGAGAUCUCGCGAGAGACAGGUAACAGGUGGCUAGAGGCGUACACGGCCGACCUGUCCUCCUUGAGCCAAGUCCGGGCUCUCUCAGAGGAGAUACACCGCAAGCAUGGUCGCCUGGAUGUACUGGUCAACAACGCCGGUGUGUUCAUGCCAACGAGGACCGAGACCGAGGACGGGUAUGAGAUGACAUUGGCUGUCAACGUCCUCGCUCCGUUCCUGCUGACCUCGCUGCUCAUGGAUCUCCUCCGCUGCGGGAAAUCAAGCCGAAUCGUCCACGUGACCUCCUCUUCGCAUAUGGAGUGCACAGCAGUCAACGUGCGUGAGCUGGCAACAAAAAUCAACUACGGGGACGGCCGACCGGCUUAUGUCCUGUCCAAGAUGUGCGAAGUCCUCUUUACAUACAAGAUGGCAGAGCUGUUCAUGUGUAGAGGAGACCACAACAUCACCGUCAACUGUGUUGACCCUGGGAUGGUGAACACCUCUAUGCUUAUCAAAGCACGAGGCGGUCCGAUUGGAAUGCCUGUUGAGAACUCGGACUUUGUACUCAGGGCAGCCUCCGACCCCGCGCUGGAUGGGGUAACAGGGAAAUAUUUCGAGGACUACAAGGACACUAAAUCUGCGGAUAUUUCUUAUGACAAGAAUCUGCAAGAUAACUUGUGGAAUGUCCUGCUUGUUCUAUCAGGGACGGCCUUCUAAUCCUAUCAGUUUAUAUUAAAACAGUAUUUCCUGUGUCAAGGUCGUCAUGACCUAAACAUUUAGGCCCAUAUUGUUUAGUAGUAUUAUCAGCAUUUUAACUAUGAUGUGGUUACGUAAACGUUCUUUUUAUUGAGGGAAAGAGGAAAUACAGGGUGAGUAAAAAAAAAAAA
This is a messenger RNA of Patiria miniata (bat star), 1281 nucleotides long. Its product is annotated as dehydrogenase/reductase SDR family member on chromosome X-like. The record is from RefSeq and is a predicted model, not a curated record. Lineage: Eukaryota; Metazoa; Echinodermata; Asteroidea; Valvatida; Asterinidae. Bases 269 to 1111 code for a protein of 280 amino acids. The transcript has 2 exons.